AUGAGAACCUCUGACAAAAGGCGACAGGACCUCAUCAAAGUCCCGGGUUGGCAAGUCGCCCCCGCGAAGAUCGAAACCAUCCUUCUUGCCCGCGAUUCCAUUAGAAACGCUGCAGUCAUCGGUAUAUCUGCCCCCGAAGGCCACGGGGAAGUUCCACACGCCUUCAUCGAGCUCAAAUCCAAACUCUUUCAAGAGCACAUGGCUACUUCUUAUGGUGCAGCCGACGAAGAAGAAGGAGGGAGAGAAGAGCUUGUCAAGGGUUAUAUAGGAGAAAGGCUAGCGCGCUAA
Molecule: messenger RNA, 288 nt
Organism: Letharia columbiana
Lineage: Eukaryota; Fungi; Ascomycota; Lecanoromycetes; Lecanorales; Parmeliaceae
Exons: 1
Coding region: 1-288 (95 amino acids)
Molecular function (GO): CoA-ligase activity
Source: RefSeq, a predicted model, not a curated record